Molecule: messenger RNA, 1911 nt
Organism: Rhipicephalus sanguineus (brown dog tick)
Lineage: Eukaryota; Metazoa; Arthropoda; Arachnida; Ixodida; Ixodidae
Exons: 4
Coding region: 136-561 (141 amino acids)
Source: RefSeq, a predicted model, not a curated record
GAUGCAGCGGUUGCAUUGAAAGAAGAAUGCGAGGCAUCUGAGCAAUGCAUAGCCUAUGAUCGGCACAGCUACUGUGGAGAAUUUGGUCGUUCCCAGCUGCCACCGAAGAUAUGUCAGUGCCAGUUUGGCUUCAACAUGAAGGACCUACACAACCAGCCCAGGUGCAUUGAAAUUGCAAAUGCAUUUGGGACACCCCUGUUUGACAGCAGGGACACUGUGCCCAUUGUUAUGGGCUGCCUGGCAGCAGGCCUUGCCCUUGUUGCUUGCUGUGCUGGUAUAGUCCAGCUGCUCAGAAUUAAGCACCGCUCAGUGCCAUUCCGGACAGGUGCAGCCCCGGAGCCUCAUGAGUCAGUGGUGCUCAGUCUUCAACCAUAUGCCGACUUGGUCCCCUUCCGUGUUCCAACCUGCAAUGGGACCUCUCCAGUUGUCCCCUAUGCCAGCGACUUCUAUCAGACCAGUGCAGCGAUUGUCGAGGACAUGCCACCGAGUUACGAGGAGGCAGUGAAAGAUGCACAGAUCUUGCCACCACCGUCAUACAUGGAGCACAAGCCCGAAGAAUAGGAUUCACUGAAAAGCCUUCCUGCUUGGCAAAUCUUGUGAUGUGCUCUCGAGAAGCGUCUCUGCACGAAAGCCAGUGUACAUUGUGAGGCAUGAUUCUUCUUUGGACGACUUGAAGGGUCUCGUAGUGCCACACAUCAUCUAUACAAUUUAAGGAAAAAAAAUGUUCAUUGUCCCCAUCUUAAGUACUUGUGCAAAUGUCAAAGGUUUUGCCGUUUUGUUAUGUUCCGAUGUGCCCUGAAACAGCGUUUUCGAAGAAUAUAUUUUCCCCAACAUGUUUCAAGCAUUCUCCUCUUGCUCCCUCCCUGAAUGAACACUAUUGUCCCCUCAAGUGUAAGCAAAAUAGAAUUCCACAGAAUGUACAGUAAGACUGAACAGCACAAGCACUAAUCCUCAGUUAUACAAUUACUGGGAACGAAAUGUUGAAACUUAAGCUUGUUGGUGUAGCUUUGCAGUUACGAGCAGGACGAAAAGGAACACCUGAUCUCAGUGCGGGGGUGUGUUCUUCCUUGUUGCCCUCGUCGAGAUUACUGGGAAAUCUUUGCUUUCUCAAAAAAAUAUUUUUGUCUUGUAUUGAUGUAACAAUUAUAGACACUCAAGCUGCAAGGACACUGUCAUUGCUGCCGUUAUGCUGGCCGACUGAAGGGCUCAUGUGCGGAGGGUUCAAGGGCCUCUAGCUAUGCUACAAAAUACGUCAACACGGGAUGUCGAUGGGCGUCGCUGGAGCCGACGUUUCGCCAAGCGGACAUGUCUUCUUCAAAGCUGCAACUGCAGUUGAAGCCUCGAAGACACCGUGUUGAUGAAUUUUAGAUGCAAAGCAUCUUAUAGCGGAGUUCAAACCGGUGGUGGUGGUGGUGGUGUGCAGCGUGACCACCCUUAAAGGAGCACUGACACAAAAUUUCGAAGGCGAGAUAAUGAGUGAAAUAGAUGUAUGUGGAGCCGUACACAACGUCUACGAAAUAUCAAGGGCUAAUAUAGCCUAGAGCAUAUUUAAAAUCAAUUUUAAAGUGCAUGCCGCGCGACUGAGCGAGAUGCGAGCGCUUCGCGACGCCGACAUCAACGCGGCGGAUGUGUACACAAACCUACGUCACGAGUUUGUGUUGGCUGGUGGCUGGUUGUGCCCUUGCGCUUGUGCCGUGCUACCUGCGAUUUCUUCCUCCGUGCCUGCGGCUUUGCGUGUGCUAGUUGUGUUCUCUUCCGCUGUUCGCUCGUCGUGCCCGUUGGCAGAUGUUAUGGCCCGCUCACGCUAGCGGCAAGCCUGCCGCAACGGCGCGGUGCCGCAGAACGUCGGCCGUCGCCGCACGCGCGAGAGAUGUCCAGCUUGCACGGCAAGCUUCGCCGGCGAGGCAUUCG